AUGGUCGAAAUUUUCGCCCACGCCCGUUACUGCACUGGAGUCGGUGUACUGGACUAUUCCGUCAAGAAGAGACCGGACCUUGCCGUGGUCUGGCGGUUUGUGUGCCUUGGCAACCCACUGAGCUAUACCGGGGUGCCCGGGCGACACUCACAGAGUCUCUCAUACAUGGUCUUUUCAAAUGCCGUGAAGGAUGAAAAAGAUACACCCACAAAUUUCUCAAAGAAAGCCACUUCCGAAGCCAUAGCAGACGAGGUUCAAUGCCAAAUGUGCACCAAUAAUUUUCAGAAGAGAUCGAUUAAAACAAAUCGCUAA
Molecule: messenger RNA, 312 nt
Organism: Opisthorchis viverrini
Lineage: Eukaryota; Metazoa; Platyhelminthes; Trematoda; Opisthorchiida; Opisthorchiidae
Exons: 3
Coding region: 1-312 (103 amino acids)
Source: RefSeq, a predicted model, not a curated record